UUUUUCUACCAUUAACCCACAAAUUGAUCAUCAUCCAAAAUUUCCCGGCUAAAGUCCACCCACAAGACCACCCAAACAAAGCCACCUGCUCCACUGCGCACGUGCAGUGUUAUGCAUUUAACCGCCUCCAGCCGGGGUCGGCAUUCUGGCCUUUGUUUUUGUUUGCAAAAACAUGCAUCCAAACUAGUUCGUUUUCUUUAAAACCGCAAUGAUUUGACACGCGUAACCCCUUUAGUUUUUACAUAACCUCAAACUGUGCACGUUUUAGUUGUUGUGUUUUUGUUUUUUUACCCAGCCGGAAUCAUGUGGAGAUCCUUCUUUUCCCUUUUUUGGAGACACACCGGCGUACCGAUCCAACCCCUGUCUCUCGACGAAGCCUACAGCGUGAUCAGAGAAUGUAAGCAAGAAGUGCCAAACGGCCAUAAGAAAGAAGAACACAGAGAGGUUGAGGAUAUCGGGCAGUAUGAAGUCCUGAGCAAAAUCGGGAGAGUCACGCAUGCUGACGGUAACACUUUUCGAGUAGACGACUUGUAUGAUUUCCAGACCGACAUUAGUGAUUUGAUUGUUGGGUCAAAGAUUUCUUAUCAAUUAAUUCGGUCUGAAGGAGGUGUGAAGGUUUGUGAUGUGAGGCUGAUCGAAAACGACUGGAAUGUGGUGGAUACAGGUAAAAAGAAGUGGCACGAGAGGACUUUGGUUUGUUCAGUUGUGCAAAGAGAAGGCCGAAUUAUCAGUCUCAGUCCUGGGAAUAUAACAAUCAACUUGAAUAGUGUGUGUUCGGAGUUUAUUCCCAUUGCAGGUGACUGGGUGGAGCUUGACGUUAAAUGCGAAAUCGACGAAAACGUGGUCGAUUUAAACGGAAAAAUUAUCGAAAUUAACAAAGUCCAGCCGCUGCGCCCCCAGGUCAAACUGGGUCAAGUGUCACAAUGGAACUCUCAAGAGAGUACCGGUGUCGUCAACAAAAAUAUAUUUUUUGAUAAAGAUGCCCUUUAUUGCGGCUACCAGCCCGUCCGCGGCGAUAAAGUCGUAGCCGAAAUUAUUGAAAGCAACCAGGAUCAGUGCACGUGGCGCGCACUCAAAAUCGUCCCUGACUAUCUCCACCUCAAGGAAAACAAAGCUGUCAAGGUUUUCAAAGAGGAGGAGCUUCAAGAUACUCACGAUUUGGUCAAUAUUACCGACAAUAUUUUUUUAAUAUUCGGUAAAGUAGGGGAGACGAAGUUGUUCCUCGUCGAGGUACAAGCCAAGGCAGAGGAUGUCAAGCUGAUUUGUGUUCAGCUGCCCAAACUCAACGGUCAGUGUCGCUUGAGCGACAACAUUGACCAUUUUACUAUUAAAGCGCACAAUACUUUGACGGUUCGGCUGGAAUGUGUGGCCCGAAACGUUGGCGAUAGUCGUGAGCUGGUGAUUUUUCAUUUUGAACGGUUUAAGUUGAAGCGGUGGGUCUCAGUGCAUGUUCUUCCACAUCAGGGGAACAACGGGAAGGUGCGGCCGGGGUUCGCGCCGAAGCAGUAUGUUCCGAGGACUAGGAGAGAGGUAAUAAAGGGCCAGAAACUCCACUACUCCGCACGCUUCGUGCCCUUAUGCAUGCCCGACUUCGGCGUCCCCGAGCGCCUCUUGAACCUAAUAACCCACCACCAGUACCCAUCCACCAACAACUUCCUCAAAACCGAACUCGAGAGGUCCAAACCCUGCCUCGUAACCGCCUUGAACUACAUGAACUUCGAGGACAAAUUCCACACCCUCCUCCACCUCGACGAGAUCCACAUGAUGAUCGAGAUGCAAAACUACGACCAAGAGCGCGCCUGCUUCAUCAAAAACGGCGAAUACCUCCUCCUGGAAAUCGAGAACCUCGCCGAACGACGCCCCUCGGUGAUCUCCGGCGACCGCGUGAUCGCGCGAAGCCUAACCGACCCCACUAGCCCGGACUACGAAGGCGUCAUCCACAAAACCGGCAAAAACCACGCCUUCAUAAAAUUCUCCCAAAUCUUCCACGACGCCUACGACGGAGAAGACUACUCCGUGUACCUGGUGGCCUCCCGGACCACGUACCGGCGCGAGCACUUCGCGGUGAACCUCGCCAUCAAGAACCUGGGCAAGGACUGGCUGUUCCCGACGAAGAUCGUCGAGCAGGACCCGCAGGUGGAGUUCGUCUUCGACAACUACGUGGAUUCUUUGACCGACUUGGACCUGGUGGAGGCGCAGCCGCCGCGGAACGUCAUAGGCAAGCAGAGCUUGCUGGAGAAGAUACAGAGGUUUAACGAGAACGGGGUGGAGAAUCUCCCGGUGCGGAAACUGGAGUGGUACAAUAGGUGCUUGAACUUUUACCAGAAAGAGGCUGUGAGGAAUAUUUUGCUGGGGGUGUGCCGGCCGCUGCCGUAUAUUAUUUUCGGGCCGCCGGGGACGGGGAAGACGGUGACGAUUGUGGAGACGGUGCUGCAGAUUUUGAGGCUGAUGCCGCACUCGAGGGUGCUGCUGUCGGCGCCGUCCAAUAGCGCCGCGGAUUUGCUGGCGUUGAGGUUGAUCGAUUCGGGGGUUUUGAAACCUGGGGAUUUGAUCAGGUUGGUGGCGUUGUCGGCGGUGUCUAAUGUUGCCGCGAGGUUGGCACCGUUCACGGCCACGGCUAAUAUUGAGAGGGAGGGGACGGAGAGCUCCAGCCCGGUGGUGAUGCCCAAUGGACUUGUGUUAGGGUAUAACUCGUCAGUAUUAGGGAGACACCGAAUCACAGUUUGCACAUGCUCAAGUGCAGGUUUACUGUAUUCAAUGGGUUUCUCCAAGGGACACUUUUCCCACAUUAUUGUGGACGAAGCCGGCCAGACGUCAGAACCUAGCGUUUUGAUACCCCUUGCAUUUUUGGACACUUCAAAUGGACAAGCGGUAUUAGCAGGUGACCCCAUGCAGCUGGGUCCAGUCAUAAUGUCGCACCUCGCUAGCGACUACGGUCUAGAAGAAUCAUUCCUAGAGCGCAUGACUAGCAGAUUUCCGUACAUUCGAGACUCCCAAGGUUUUCCAAACACGUGCGGCUACGACCCGCGACUCAUAACAAAACUCAUCUACAACUACCGCUCACUGCCCGACUUGCUAAAACUACCAAGCGUGCUAUUUUACAACGACGACUUAAAACCAACGAUUUCAGAAACAGACAGCAAAGAAGCGUCCAUCCUCCAGCAAGUCCAAGAAAUCUUACCCAGGACUCCGGAAGGGAAAGUCGCUUCUGUCGUGUUCCACGGCGUCUUCGGCGAAAACUUCCAAGCAGAAGAUUCGCCGUCGUGGUUCAACCCGAGCGAAGCAUCGCAGGUUUUCUUCUACGUGAACGAACUGUAUAGGUUGGGGUUGAAGGCGACUGACGUCGGGAUCAUAACCCCAUAUAAAGCCCAGACCCGACAGCUAAUGGACCUUUUCAAGGAAGCCGAAUUCGAGGUGCCGAAAGUCGGCACUGUUGAAGAAUUCCAAGGCCAAGAGUUCAAUGUGAUUAUUCUGUCGACGGUGCGCUCGGCCAAGAAGCACCUGUCGAGCGACAUCAAGUACUCUCUGGGUUUCGUGGCCAGCCCCAGAAGGAUGAACGUGUCUAUCACUAGAGCCAAGUCGUUGUUGAUUGUUGUGGGAAAUCCCGAUUUGUUGUCGUCGGAUCGGAGUUGGCGCUCCAUUAUCACCUACUGUAUGGAUAAAGGGGGCCUGGUGGGGGGUGUGUUUAAAGAAAAAUAAUUUUCCGUCGCUGAUUUCCAUUUUAAGUUCCUAUAUGUGGUAUAUUAUUUUUAACAAUGAUUUAAGUUUACUCGUAUCGUAGGCUGUUUUGUUAUUCCAUAUCGUUAGGUUUUCGUUUUUCUUCUCACUAGGUUUAUUUUGCUUGUUUUCAACUUUGUAUAUGUUGAUUUUCACAAAUAUUGGAUGACAUUUCAACAUGAAGCGUUACAAGAACUUUUGCUAGACGUUCUAGACCUCUUAUGUUACGAAAAAUGGUUUUCGGGGUUGCCACUAUCACGGUGACUGCAGACCGAGCCCUUGUCACCGUGUAUAGUGGAUUUUGUUAGGAUCUGUGUUGGAUCAAAACACUCGAAACUAGCACAACGAAGACCAAAUUUUCGCACAAUUAUAACCGACUUGAUACAAAAAUCGCCUCUAAAUACAAAUGCAAUUAAGACUACCAAGCGUUCAUUCAUCAAUCAAAUACACUACCCGGAAUUUACAACCGGAGAUUGCGUCCAUAUCUCGACUUUCCGCCUCAAACGUGGCCAACCGUGAUGUAAAAUCACAUUUUGAUACUAAGUUCAAUGUCGACGCGGUGGACGCAGACUCCUCACCCUUGGUUUGACUUAACAAGGAACAACUAAAUAAGUCAUUAUUUCGCUGGACUUGUGGACCUUAACCCUGGUGCUCAUUCAACAACCCUCUCAAACAACUUGCACCGCUCAAGGGAAACGUUUCCUUUAAUUUAAAGUUUAUUCACUCCCAAAUUUAUUGUAUAUUUUUAAUACAUGAUUUAAGUUCU
This is a messenger RNA of Zophobas morio, 4483 nucleotides long. RefSeq names its product probable RNA helicase armi. Gene Ontology annotation, cellular component: P granule; cytosol. The transcript is spliced from 8 exons. The record is from RefSeq and is a predicted model, not a curated record. Gene Ontology annotation, biological process: regulatory ncRNA-mediated post-transcriptional gene silencing. Gene Ontology annotation, molecular function: helicase activity. Lineage: Eukaryota; Metazoa; Arthropoda; Insecta; Coleoptera; Tenebrionidae. Bases 304 to 3699 code for a protein of 1131 amino acids.